This is a messenger RNA of Magnolia sinica, 546 nucleotides long. RefSeq lists its product as uncharacterized. The transcript has a single exon. Lineage: Eukaryota; Viridiplantae; Streptophyta; Magnoliopsida; Magnoliales; Magnoliaceae. Gene Ontology annotation, cellular component: nucleus. Bases 1 to 546 code for a protein of 181 amino acids. The record is from RefSeq and is a predicted model, not a curated record.
AUGGAUUCAUAUAAUGAGAAUACCAAGAAGCUCUCUCUUGGAGGAAGGCUUCAAGGUCCAAGGCCCCCAGCUCUCAAGGUAGGCAAAAAUUCUUCUAAAAUCAAGAAAAAAGCUCCCCAAAAUUCCGCCAGCAACGCCGUUCGUCGACCAGUGAUCAUCUACCUAAGAUCGCCGGAAGUCAUUCGCGUCGACGCUUGCAACUUCAUGAAUUUGGUGCAAAACCUCACUGGAAACUCGUCAUCAUCUAACAGGGCGAUUGGGUGCAGUUCUACUGGAGUGAUGGAUCAUGUCGGUAAAGCCGAUGAGGUUCCGGCCGAUGGGGGGUUAGUUCAAGGGCCGCAACUUGGUGUGGAUGAGAUGAUGGAUCAUAUGCACCUUUCACAUGAAAUGUCUCCUUUGGUCCCAGAAAUUUCUUCAUCGGUGCCUUCGAGUAAUUCUUUUAUGAUCUCACCAAAUGUGUUCUCCAAUAUGCAUGAUUUUGGUAUGAUUUGUUAUUCUCCUGGUUAUCAAGACACUACAUCUACCUCUCCAAGAUUCAACCUUUAG